CGCACCCAACUUGAACGCUAUCCAAGCAUCUUCGCAAUCGAAGCAAGAGAGAGAACGCUUAGAAGACUCGAGAAAGAAUACAGAAAGUUAGGGUUUUUUAAUCGAAAAAGAAAACUCGUCUAGGGUUUCACAGGUCAAGCAGCGAAGAUGCCGAAGAACAAAGGAAAGGGAGGUAAGAACAGAAAGAGAGGAAAGAACGAAGCAGACGAUGAGAAAAGAGAACUUGUAUUCAAAGAAGAUGGACAAGAAUAUGCACAAGUUCUCCGGAUGCUUGGUAAUGGAAGAUGCGAAGCUAUGUGUAUCGAUGGUACCAAAAGACUUAGUCAUAUCAGAGGAAAGAUGCAUAAGAAAGUCUGGAUCGCUGCUGGUGAUAUAAUUCUGGUUGGAUUAAGAGAUUAUCAAGAUGAUAAAGCUGAUGUCAUCUUGAAAUACAUGCCUGAUGAAGCUAGACUUUUGAAAGCUUAUGGUGAAUUGCCUGAGAAUACCAGACUUAAUGAAGGAAUUACUGGUGGACUUGAUGAUGAAGAUGAAGGUGCUGGUUCUGAUUACAUUGAAUUUGAAGAUGAGGAUAUCGAUAAAAUCUAGGGUUUGUUUUUCUUUUUCAACAACUCUCUUUAAAUUUCAAGUUAUUUUGAUACAUGGAUUUUAAGUUGCUUAAGUGUGUUUGUAUGCCUACUGAUAUUAUGAAUUAUACGUAGUGUUAUCAUUAGGUUUAUUGCUCGAUGAAGAGUUCCAGUAAUAAUGAAUAACCACUUUGGUUAUUAGCUCUCUCUUUUCAUAUGUUUCAGUCAAAUUCAGUUUGCAAGGGAAUUUUCUGUAUGCAUAUGAAAUUUAAGGCUUUUUUUAUUGUUAAAUUGGAAA
Molecule: messenger RNA, 861 nt
Organism: Papaver somniferum (opium poppy)
Lineage: Eukaryota; Viridiplantae; Streptophyta; Magnoliopsida; Ranunculales; Papaveraceae
Product: eukaryotic translation initiation factor 1A
Exons: 1
Coding region: 148-585 (145 amino acids)
Biological process (GO): translational initiation
Cellular component (GO): cytoplasm
Molecular function (GO): RNA binding; translation initiation factor activity
Source: RefSeq, a predicted model, not a curated record